This is a messenger RNA of Meleagris gallopavo (turkey), 2170 nucleotides long. The record is from RefSeq and is a predicted model, not a curated record. Lineage: Eukaryota; Metazoa; Chordata; Aves; Galliformes; Phasianidae.
CUGAAGAGUCCCUGCGCAGUGAGCCUGCGGACGGGGCUGGCAGAGCUGCCGCCGCUGUCUGGGUAUGUUGGCGGUGCCCGGGCACCCACUGAGUGCCAUCAGGGGCUGAGCACUGACAGCACAUCUCCUCCUCCUGUAGUGAGUGCCCAGCUCUGCUCCCACAGCAACGAUGAAGCUCCUGCCGCUCGCUGCGUUCCUCCUGCUCGUCCUGACGGCGCUGGAAGCCAGACCGAAGCCUGCAGCCCUGAAGUGCAGGACGGGUCCCCUGGACAUUGUCUUUGUGAUCGACAGCUCCCGCAGCGUGCGUCCCUUUGAGUUUGAGACCAUGCGGCGCUUCAUGAUCGACAUCAUCGGCAACCUGGACGUGGGCCCCAACGCCACGCGGGUGGGGGUGAUCCAGUACUCCAGCCAGGUGCAGAACAUCUUCUCCCUCAAGACCUUCUUCACGCGGGCAGAGAUGGAGAGAGCCAUCAACAGCAUCGUGCCGCUGGCCCAGGGCACCAUGACGGGGUUGGCCAUCCAGUACGCCAUGAACGUGGCCUUCACCGUGCAGGAGGGCGCACGCCCACCCCACAAGAAAAUCCCCCGCAUCGCCAUCAUCGUGACGGAUGGACGGCCCCAGGACCGCGUCUCUGAGGUGGCCGCCCAUGCACGGAACGCCGGCAUUGAGAUCUACGCCGUGGGCAUCCAGCGGGCUGACAUGAACUCACUGCGGGCCAUGGCCUCACCGCCACUGGAGGAGCACGUCUUCCUGGUGGAGUCCUUCGAGCUGAUCCAGCAGUUUGGGAAGCAGUUCCAGGACAAGCUGUGCGGGGUGGACAUGUGCAUGGAACAGGACCACGGAUGCCAGCACAGCUGUGUGAGCACCCCCAGCUCUUUCUACUGUGAAUGCCACCCUGGCUACCAGCUCAACGUGGAUGGAAAGACCUGUUCCCCCAUCGAUGCGUGUGCUGACGGCAGGCAUGGCUGUGAGCACCACUGCAUCAGCACCCGAGGGACAUACUCAUGCCGCUGCCGCGCCGGGUAUCAUCUCAACCAGGACAAGAGGAGCUGCACAAUGAUCGAUUACUGCAGCUUCGGCAACCACAGCUGCCAGCACGACUGUGUGAGCAUCCCUGCCGGGCAUCGCUGCCGCUGCCGCGAUGGCUUCAUGCUUCAGCACGACGGCAAGUCCUGCCGCGCCAUUGACCUCUGCAAUGGGGUGGAUCACGGCUGCGAGUUCAAAUGUGUGAGCAGUGAAGGUUCGUUCCAUUGCGUGUGCCCCGAGGGCCAGCAGCUCCAUGCUGAUGGGAAGACGUGCAACAAGUGUGGGGCCGGACACGUCGACCUAGUGAUGGUGAUCGAUGGCUCCAAGAGUGUCCGGCCCCAGAACUUCGAGCUGGUGAAGCAGUUUGUGAACCGCAUUGUGGAUCUACUGGAAGUGUCCCCUGAUGGCACACGUGUGGGGCUGGUGCAGUACUCCAGCCGUGUCCGCACUGAGUUCCCCCUCAACAAGUACCACAGUGCAGAGGAGAUCAAGGAGGCGGUGAUGAAGAUGGAGUACAUGGAGAAGGGCACCAUGACAGGCUUGGCCCUCAAGCACAUGGUAGAGCACAGCUUCUCUGAACUAGAAGGGGCCAGGCCACUCUCCCACAACGUGCCCAGGAUCGGGCUCGUCUUCACGGAUGGACGCUCCCAGGAUGACAUCUCAGAGUGGGCACAAAGAGCUAAAGAGUCAGGUAUCGUCAUGUUCGCUGUGGGUGUCGGCAAGGCAGUGGAAGAGGAACUGAGAGCCAUCGCCUCUGAGCCGGUGGAGCAGCACUUCUCCUACUCAGCAGACUUCACCACCAUGACCAACCUUGUGGAGAACUUCAAGCUGAACAUCUGCCCAGAGGAGGGCAGAGGGGAGACGGAGAUCCGCAGCCCAUGUGAGUGCGAGGCGCUGGUGCAGUUCCAGACAAACACCGUGGCCAUCCUGCAGAGCUUGACUGAGAGAAUUGCUCAGAUGACAGCCAGACUGGAAGCCCUGGAGAAGCAGAUUGCCCUUAAGAAGUGAUCCUUGCAGCAGGUCACAGGGCUCAGAGGGGACCUACAGUAGCUACGUGGCAUUGUUAUUGAUAGAUUAUGUAAAGCAUCGUUGCUUGUUCUUGUAUCACAAAAUCCCAAGGGGAUGUGGAGUGUAUUAAAAACA